CGGUGUCGAGCAGUUCAGCCGCGUGUGCAGUUCAAGUCAGUUGCAUAAGUAUUUUGCCUCGGUCUCCAUUCCAUUUUGCUUUUUGUUGUCAUGCACUGUGAGUUUGUGAGGUAAAAUCAGGUUUUGUUGUCAUCGUUACAAGAGAAUUUGGCAUUUUAGUGGUCAUUAUCGAUGGAUUGUCCGAUUUGUUGCUCCUAUCGCACUUUAAAAAAUCGUUACGCCUCUCCAGUUAUUUAUUAACUGCAAAAAAUCAUCAUUCUUCGAUUUUUAUCCAACGACUUCCUUCAUCCUCGGACUUGCGUCAGUCUUUGUCUCAGUCUGUAGUAAGAAAAUUGCAAACAGCCGAAUGAUUUCGACACAGAAAAACGAGCAAUCUCCCGGGAGAGGCUUUUAUCCGGGAAAGAAAAAUGAAAAAUUAUAUAAUUUCGCUUGAAAAGGGAACGCCGAGACAUUGAGGGGUUUUCAAUCUGUCAGAGGAAUGAGGACUAAAUGUGAGAAUUGCAUGACAGGAUUGAUACUUAAAUACUUGUCGAUUGCUGGGUUGUGGGGAAAUAUUUUUCAAUCAGUCUAUGGAUACGACAAAGUACUGUUGAGUGGUGCAUGAGAAUUCGAUUGAAUCACGUAACUGAAUCUUUCGAGAAGUCCGAGGAAUUCGCGGGGAUAAAAUCCAACGGAUUAAAUUCACUGGAGACAGAAUGUCUGACAUGAAUGCGGAUAUUUUGACGAUAAAGAAUGGAGAUAACUUGGAGAUUAAUCAGUUAUACAAUAAAAAAGAUGGAUCGAUUAAUCUGGAGAAAUCGAUGAGAGAAGUGAAAAAAAUAGAGGACACGGGUGAUAUUGAGAGAAUGUACGAGUCAAUGCUGCUGCAGGAUAAUUCCACGAAAACGGAGAUAUUCGAGGAUGCCCUGAACGAUCCAGUGGACUUGAAGACGGAUGAGAAAUCCGACGAGGAGGAACUCGACCUGGACCUGGAGGAACCACCACCCCCGGAGGUGAUGGAGUAUGCGAGACGAGAACUCGGUGAAACCGACGAGGUCAAGUGUCAGACACUCGAAGAGCUCCGGGACAUGAUUUACGAGAGGGGUGAGUGCAGCCCUCACAGGAUGGACGACGCCUUUCUCAUCAGAUUUCUGAGGGCGCGCAAUUUCAAUAUUCAUCGGGCUCAUCGAUUGAUUGUCCGAUACUACAAUUUUAAGGAAUCGCACCCAGAGAUUCACGAGAAUGUCGAUCCCCUGAAGAUGCGACACAUCGGAGAUGAUGAUGUCAUGACAGUGCCAGGAUAUCGGACUGAGUGUGGACGCAGGAUGAUGAUUUAUAGGAUGGGAAAUUGGGAUCCCAAGAAAUAUGGCGUCGAGGAAAUUUUUAAAGCGACAGUCAUUAUCCUUGAACUUGGGGCCUUGGAGCCACGAGCCCAGAUUUUAGGGGGAUUCGUGAUAUUUGACCUUCGGGAUAUCACGAUGACUCACGCAUGGACUAUGACCCCACAGAUUGCAAAUAUGGUGAUAGCACUGAUGGUAACGUCAUUCCCCAUGAAGACACACGCAAUCCACAUACUCCAUCAAUCAUGGGUGUUCGAUGUAAUAUAUUCAGUUUUCAAACCAUUAUUGAACAAGGAAAUGCAGGAACGUGUUUUCUUCCAUGGAGAUGACAUGUCAAGCCUUCACAAGCACAUAAAACCAACGAGUCUUCCCAAGAUGUACGGAGGUACGAGGGAGGAAUUGCCUUAUUACAAGUGGAUCGAUUCGCUCAGCAAAAAGCCAAAAAUCGUAAAACCCAUGCAUGAAAUCGGCUACAUCCUCACAGACGAGCAGUUGGCGAUGAUAAAAAAUUGGUGAUUCUAUCCGAAAAUUCCAGUAGAUUUUAUUAGUUUUUAAUAUAUCGCAGAUGGAUACUUUAGUGGGCUCAUCAUUGUUUAUAAUUAUUUAUUAAUAGAUAAACACAGUAAUUAGAUUUUUCUAUUUUUCUACUUAAAAUUGGCAGGUUAAUGUGAAUAUUAUAUUUAUGUUCAAUGGAAAUAUUUAAAAUUUAAUAGUGUGGUAAUUAUUUCGUAACGUUUACAAUAUCGAGAAAUAUAAUAAACUGUGGAAA
Messenger RNA from Fopius arisanus, 2088 nucleotides. Its product is annotated as alpha-tocopherol transfer protein. Gene Ontology annotation, cellular component: membrane. The transcript has 8 exons. Gene Ontology annotation, molecular function: phosphatidylinositol bisphosphate binding. The record is from RefSeq and is a predicted model, not a curated record. Bases 696 to 1835 code for a protein of 379 amino acids. Lineage: Eukaryota; Metazoa; Arthropoda; Insecta; Hymenoptera; Braconidae.